Messenger RNA from Rubroshorea leprosula, 469 nucleotides. The record is from the annotation of a GenBank genome assembly. Lineage: Eukaryota; Viridiplantae; Streptophyta; Magnoliopsida; Malvales; Dipterocarpaceae.
CAAACAAAAAACCAUAGUUUCUUCAAAUUUCUUUCUUCUGUAUUCCUUCUAACAGAUUCAAACAUGGCUGAUCUUUCCAUCAAGGGCUUUCGCCUUCUCAGGCGAUCUUAUGCAGGACUCGCAGCGGAGGAUGUGAAUGUGAAAGUGCAAGCUGCAGCGUCGGUAAUUUCCAAGGCGACAGAUCUAAAGGCGACAGUUUCAGCAGGGAAGAAGGAAGUAUUCUGGAUGCAAGAUCCAAAUACGGGCAACUAUAUUCCUGAGAGUCAUUUUGGAGUGAUUGAUGUUGUGGAGCUGAGGGAGAAGAAGCUUUCAAGGAAAUAUAAUCCUUAGAAUUUAGAAUGCUGAAGCACUUUGGAAUUUUACACCCAGACUUCUGUUUCUAUCAACUUGUUAAGCCUGCAGCUUCACUCCUGGACCACAGUUUUCAGCUUUUGCUUGCUUUAGGAAUAAGUAAAUGAUAUGAUUUAUA